CCUACCCUGUAAAAUCUCUCUAGUCGUCAAAAAAUCUCUCUCUCUCUCCCUCUCUCGCAUCACGAUUUUCUUUUUCUGAAAAUAAUAUAAUAAAAAUGAAAAUCAACAAUCGCAAACUCAAGAAAUCAGAAACAUCGUCAUCUUCAAAGCUAGUUUUGGAAGAAAUUAUUGGAUUAACAACGAAGAAUGCUAACGGACUAGCUUCAAAUACAUCAACGGCAAGAUUUGCUUAUGUUGCAGGAUGUGUUGUGGUUGUUUACAAUGUGGAUUUAACUACUCAAUCGCAUCUCUUGGUGUCUCACAGACCGCCCAAACCCUUGACUUGUGUUGCCAUGUCACGUGAUGGCCGGUUCAUAGCUGCUGGAGAGUCUGGGAAUCAACCUGCAGUGUUAGUGUGGGACUGUUCGACCAUGAGUUUUGUAUCUGAACUGAAGGGUCAUCUUUAUGGAGUUGAAUGUAUUGCUUUCUCACCCAACGGAGAACAUGUUGUUUCGGUUGGAGGAUACAUAUAUCUUUGGGAUUGGAGAAGUGGGAUUUUGGUGACCAAGCUUAAAGCAAGUUCAUCUUGUUCUGCUGUUACAUCUGUGAGCUUCUCGUCCGAUGCGAAAUUCAUUGUAACUGCUGGAAAAAAGCACUUGAAAUUCUGGACAGUUGGAUCUUCUCCAGGGACUCGCUUAAGUAAUGGGACAGGAUCACUUGCAAUGCAUGGAAAACCUGUUAAUCUUGGACCUCAGAAAGGAAGUUCAUUCAUUUCUGUCACAUCUGCAAUCAGGAUGAAUAAUAGUCCUGCCACAGCUGAACAAGUUGGUGAUUUGUUUCCCAUUUAUGUGUUGACGGAUGAAGGUACUUUAUGCCUUGUGGAUUCUGGGCUGUCAGUAAGAAAGACGGUGGACUUAAAGGUAGAACAAGGCUAUGCACUAUCUGCAUCCGAUAAGCUCAUUGCUUGUGCUUGUUGUAAUGGAAUUGUAAAACUCUUUACUAGUGAGACACUCAAUCAUGCCGGAACUCUGCUAUAUUCAAAUGCCAAAAGUUUCCAGGGGGACACUAAUUUUAAUUUUCAGACGACAGAAGCUGAAAAGGAUUCUCAACUUGUGCCUGCUCUGCCUGAUGCAAUUGCUUGUCAAUUCUCUACCUCAGAAAAGUUGGUGGUUGUUUAUGGAGAUCAUACUCUCUAUAUAUGGAAUAUUCAUGAUAUGAAAGAGGCAACGAGGUGCUAUGCAUUAGUUUCACACUCUGCAUGCAUUUGGGAUGUCAAGAAUCUUUGUUGUGAAAACAUGCACGAUCCAUCUCUAGCAUGUGUUGCAAGAGGUUGUUCUGGUGGAGUUUCAUUUGCAACAUGCUCGGCAGAUGGUACUAUUAGGUUGUGGGAUCUUACUUUGCAAUCCAAUUUGGUAGAGGAUGAUGCAGAUCAUCAAUCCUUGAAGGCCAAACAAAUGGGCGGCACACGUUUAGUAAGUUCUGGGAUUUUGGAGCGAGACACUGCAGAGGCAGGAGUUGACACUCAAGGGUUUCGGUCAAUGGCUGCUAGUUCAGAUGGAAAGUACCUUGUUGCUGGUGAUUGCGAGGGAAAUCUUCACAUAUAUAACCUACUAACUUCUGAUUAUGCAUGUUUUCAGGGCAUUCAUGAUGCAGAGAUCCUCUCAUUGAGCUUCAGCUUGUCAAGCAAGAAACAUGUUAUUUCUGGAGAUGUGGUGGAUAGCAAUUGCUUCCUCGCAUCAGGGGGGCGAGAUCGAAUUAUCCAUCUUUAUGAUGUCGAAAGGAAUUUUGAUCUCAUUGGAAAUAUUGAUGACCAUUCAGCCGCCGUGACAUCUGUAAAACUCACUUUCCAUGGUCAUAAGAUUCUCAGUUGCAGUGCUGAUAGGUCACUGGUGUUCCGAGAUGUUUGUGUUGCGGAGAGCUGUUGUAAGAUCUCUCGACGUCAUCAUCAAAUGGCGUCUCAUGGAACCGUGUAUGACAUGGCUUUGGAUCCAGCAAUGGAGUUUGUUGUUACAGUUGGGCAGGAUAAGAAGAUAAACACAUUCGACAUUGCUUCUGGGAAGCUAACUAGAUCAUUCAAGCAGGAUAAAGAUUUUGGAGACCCAAUAAAGGUCUCAAUGGACCCAAGCUGCAGUUAUUUGGCAUGCUCCUACUCUAACAAGUCUUUGUGCAUGUAUGAUGCAAUCAGUGGAGAGUUGGUCACACGAGCUGUGGGACAUGGUGAAGUAAUAACUGGUGUGAUCUUUUUGCCUGACUGCAAGCAUGUGGUAUCUGUUGGGGGCGAUAGUUGUAUUUUUGUGUGGAAACUACCGAGUCGUAUGUCUUCCAGGAUGCUGCAGCGAAUGAAGGAAAAUGCUGUUCCCUUGUCCCCAAAAGACCUGGGCCCACCAUCUGCUUUUAAUCAAAUCGUGUUCUCUGAAGCAGAAGACCAGCAAUGCACAUACAAUGCUGAAAAAAUACUUUUGCCUGAAAACUCCAAUCAAUUUGGAGAAAAAAAGUUUUAUCAAGGAGAGCGGUCUCCACGGAUCUCAAUGUUUAGAUUUAGCAUUUCGAGACUUCCAAGAUGGGCACAAGCUAAAGUUGAAGGCUCUAAUAGUGUUUCAAAAAAUCCAGAUUUCACUUCAUUUCAGCAGCAACCAGAACUAAAAACUUGCCCUCCGGAUGUUGACGGUGGGGAAGGUGGUGCAUUGUGCCCAGAAGUUCAAAGUCCACUCGGUACUGUUGUGGGAAGCAGGGAUUCAUACAUCAGUAGCUUAUCUGGAAGUUCUGCUAGUGAAAACAACCAAAGCUCACCAACGCCUCUAGAUACUCUUAGUUGCUUUGCCAUGGACAAACGUUGGCUCAACGUUUAUACUGUAUGUUUGGAUCCACUCAAUUCUCCGGAGAUGCCUCAUUUAGCAGAUCCGAACAUGCUAGUUGCCUCACCAAAUUCGAAAAUACCAAGUAAUGGUGAGUGCUCUUCCACGCAAGCUAACCUUGCUGUAAAAGAGGAGCGCAAAGCUAGUUCAAAAAGACAUGCCUGUUCCAAUAAUUAUGGCUUUCUUGGUGAAAAUUUAUCUGGCAUCCACAGUACAAGUAAAUGCCAUAAGGCAGUUGCUGGUCAUGUGACAGAGCAGUUGCAUUCACAUAAAUCGGGAUGCCAAAUUCAAGAAGCAAUGGAAGUCGAAGCUGAUCAUAUGAAGUCAGAAGGAAGUGAUUUUUUCAAGCAUUAUUUUGGCAGUUUAUCAACCACGUGCAAGGUGGACGGAAGUAACCCUUUUGUUCGAAGAAGGUACUCUGCAAAAUAUGUGGUGCGCCAGGACUAUGCUGGAGGAGGCAAGAGCCUGUUUGACACACCUGUUCAAAAUCUUCACAGUAAAAUCUCGACCUACAAGGCAGAAUCUGUCCCGCAUAUUACCUUAGAGGAUCCAAUGACCCAGAAUCCGGAAGAACAGAAAGAGAGAAAAUCUUCUAAACAGGACAUAAAGAACUCAACACAGGGCUUGCUGAUCUCAACUCAUGCUCUCUCACAAGGUGAAUUAACUAACUGCGAUCUCGCAGAAGAUUCUUUAAACAUGAAAUUAACAGAGGCCAUGGAUCAAAAGGAACGCACUCCUGAAGCUGAAGGAAACAAUCUGCAACAAAGACUAACUGCAUGCUGGGAAGCAUUAAUAAAUUUGGACAAUGCAGCUGACAAUGCAGUCCAUUUAUUUUCAGAAUUAGGAACUAUGGUCUCCACAGAAGAAAUAUCAAACAGUCCCGGAGCUAAGUUAUAUGGCGACGCAGGGAAGCUACUUCCAUCAAUCGCCAAUAAGCUCAAUGCAAUUGCUGAACUGGUGCAAUGUGGGAGCCACAUUUCAUGCAAGAGUAGGGUUGAAGUUUCAGGACUGGAACCUUUGUUAGGAACAUUUGCUGAGAGUCUAUCCGAAAGGGUAGUUGAGAUACUGAAGAAGAACCUAACCAAGAGCAAGGAUUAACUUUUUCAUCCUUCAACGUCGCAAAAGUAAAGGUUCUAGACCCCACAACUUGAGGAGAGAGCCCAUGUAAAAGACGAAGGGUUCAAAUUGCGGACCAACUGCCAACUCGGCUCAAAGAAGAGGUGGGCCUGCUAAUGCUUUGUCUGGCCCAUUGACAGCCUCAUUGCCACAAGUUUUGUGAAUCCAUGAUCUUGUUGCACUGGAAUCAGCAAGCCGAGAUCCAUCUAAAAGGAAUGGUGAAAGAUUUUGGAUCUUUCUUGCUUGUACAUUUCAUGUACAUGCUUUUGUGCAUAUUUCAUGGGCCUCAAGACUUUAAAAUAAAAAAAGAAAAAGGGCAAAAGCAAGGAUCAUCUUUACCUUUUUCCUAUCUCUCACCCUUGAGAAUUAGUUCUGCUUGUGAUUUUUCGUGCGAUUUUAAUAUUAAACUACACGACUUGGCCACCUUUCUUGUAAGUUUCAAGGCAUGUCAGUCAAUAAUGUAGCUCUCCUAGCACUAGCGAUAACACUAGCAGAGAUAUGUUGGAAUAUUUGUAAAUCCCUAUGAAGGUAUGCCUGGAAAAUAUGUUCUUGUA
This is a messenger RNA of Populus nigra (black poplar), 4504 nucleotides long. RefSeq lists its product as uncharacterized. Gene Ontology annotation, cellular component: mitotic spindle. Gene Ontology annotation, biological process: mitotic spindle organization; regulation of mitotic cell cycle. The coding region runs from base 96 to 3932 and encodes 1278 amino acids. Gene Ontology annotation, molecular function: protein binding. The record is from RefSeq and is a predicted model, not a curated record. NCBI's taxonomy places the organism in Eukaryota, Viridiplantae, Streptophyta, Magnoliopsida, Malpighiales, Salicaceae. The transcript is spliced from 20 exons.